AUAAAAUACCCUACCAUCUAACACUACACUCAAAUACCACCACCAUACUCCACAAUUUAAAUCUAUUUAGUCCUACCUCAGGCCAACAACCUGAAAGGAUGGGACACCACUUAACACACCCUGUAACUCUGAUGUCAAGUCUUGCACACCCGAAUACCUCUCUGCAGCUGCCACCACUACCUCAAUUUUCUGUGACUUACGUUCCAUCCCUGCAGUACAGUUGAUAACCAUUGGAUUUGUAGCAUUUUAUAGCAAUCUUACUGAAACAUCACUUGCUGGCCUAUCCCUCUGUACUGGUACAGAUCUACUACUCACACCACUCCACUCAGGAUCCCUCCCCUUGACCCAUCUUCCACACUGCCUCAGCAUAUGAUAACUUCUGCACGACUCUAACCCUGGAAACCUCAACCUGCCUCUCACAUGGGACAUUUCUAAUCCCCAGCCCCAUAGACGCCACUAGAAUGAACACAUACCGCUACUUUCCACAAUACUACACAUUCCUUUGUCACAUGCCCUUCUGCACACUUCACACCUAGGAACCUUCCUCCUACACACUGCUGCCACAUGAGCUUGACACCUGUAAUAAAGUAAUGCAUUCGGCCCAAAAGCUCGUACAGGAUAAUGUAUCCUGACAUCCCUGUCGGGCAAAGACAGCAUCAAAACUCAAAAGAACAGACAAUGACUUCUGUUUCACCACUCCCGCCACCCUGUCUGCGUCACACCAAACGACAACCUUCACAAAAACUGGGAAUCUUCCCCUUCAGUUGGUCAACUUUUACAUUUACUGCUACCCCAGUAAAUCACUCCUUUCAAUGGCACCCCUUCAUUGAGAGCAAAACAAUUCACAUUUCUUGCCUCCAUUCACUUAAUGUGGAGAGCCUUCUCCCUCUGACCAGCAGAAACACAAACAAUUAUCACAGACCACUUAUGGUUACCCUUACCGAUUCCACAGCACCAAACUGUUUUCACCCACCCUGAAACCACAAAUGGAUCACCCAUAAAGCAAGGGUCCAUUUUUAACAAACAUGUCACUCCUACAAUCACAGACUCAUCUUUAAUCUGACCCUAGGCCCUGAGAACUUCACCACACCUACCACCUCCGAUGCUUCGACCUCAUUAACUUCCCUUUCUCCUCCUGUCUUAAGAUGGCUCUGCUUGCACUUUCUAACAUUCUUAUUUAACAAACCAUCUCCCUUUUCCCGUCAUGUUUAACCGACUCAAGCUCAUCCUCUUCCGUCCUCCCUCCCUAUCUCCCUCUUUUAGACCUCCUCUGCCCUCCAUCCCUCCUCCGCAUUCAAAGUAUUCGUCUCCUUAUGAUAAUACUGCACUUCUCCUGACAUACAUAUUGUUCUUCCCUUAUAGCAAAUGCCUCACAUUCCUAUUCCCUUAAACUAGCGCUGGGAACAUGUGACAGUGGAAUGGUGACGUCAAUAUUCAGCGACGCUCUACGGUUUGUGUACAAUUUCAAGCUUGAUGGGAGGGUUACGUUUAGGACAACUGCAUCAAAUGUGCCUUUGUUUUGUCUUAUAAUCGUGGGGUGAGUAAAAUAAGAUUUUAUCCCACUAAGUGUAUUGACGUUUUCGAGAUUAAAGCUAGCUAACUUGAAGCGCAGUGCUAUAUCAGCAUCACCAGUAAUAUAUGCGGAAUGCGCAACCAUUGCGGAUGUGGUGCAGAAAAAAAUGCGCAUCGCUGCGACAAAAAUACAAUUAUAAAGAAUUCCCUGGAUCCUCUAUUUACUCAAGUGUUUCUGCACUUUUGCAUAUCUCUGUUGAUGGGUACUUUCAUAUAGUUGUUUUUGCACUAAUAUAAAGGAAUUUAAAUUCUAGUUUUCAGAGAGAGUGCAUGUCUCUCUUUGCCAUAUUUUGCAGUUGAUGAACGUCUGCUCCAGGACUUUAGCUGUAGGCUACCUGGUAUGAAUGAAUAAUAUCGUAUGCAAACGAAUGCACAUUAUAGUGAAUGUUGAUCUCAGUGCGUCCCUGCACAUGAUGCUCUCCUAGCGCCCCUAUUUUUUUAUGUGUCACUUAGUCGUAUCCUGUGAACAUAUGCCUUAUGCUGCCCUCACUGAAAGAGUAGUUAGUUGUCAGGUAGAUAUUGCUCACGUCCCCAACAAUGGUGUGGUACGGCCAGCCAUCUGUCGCUGUGUGAAUGGAACUGUCAGUUGGUCCGUCUGUAAACCAGGCCUGACUCAUGACUGAGUACUACGAGGAGGGGGGUUUGCUGUACGAGCACUCGCCUCCCAUGCACAUCAAAGUGGAGUCUCCGGAGGGACCCUUCGGAGGAGGCGUCUCAGAGGACGGCUUUCCCAGGGAGGAUGAGGACUCGGAAGGCAGCUGUGACCAAAGCAGCGGGCUUCCUGGUGGACUCCCCUUCAACGUGGUGGUGGUGCAUCCUAACAUCAUGACCCCUGGCAUGUCCUCAGAUGACCUCCUAUCCAUGGAACAGCACAGAGGUUUGUCCUCUGUGUUGACAGCAGGGGGUGCAGGAAAGAGGAAGAGUCGUUUUAGCGGUGCAGAGCUGGAGGUGCUGGUUUCUGAGGUGACGCGGUGUGAGGGAGAGCUUUUUGGUCCUGCUGGGAGGCUCCGGCGCAGGGAGAGAGAGAGGAUCUGGGCAGGGAUCCUGGAGCGGGUCAACGCUGUGUCCAGAGUCCCUCGCACCCUCCGCGAGGUCAAGAAGCGCUGGGACGACCUGAAGAGACGCAAUGGAGGCAGGCUGGCAGACGCUAGGCACCGCACUUGUUACCUGCCAUCCAACAGAGGGGCUUCCAUGCUGGGACGGUCAGCUCAGGCAAGCCCCAGGCUUCACCAGGCCAGACAGAAGCAAAGCACCAGAGGGAAGGCCAGUUCCACAUGCUUCACUGAUACAGAACCAGUGGGUGGAGGUGAAGGGUUGGAGAGGGAUGGCUUUGAGAAGGAUGAGGAUAGUGGUGAGCGGGAAGGGGAGGUGGGAGAGGCGGAAUGCGAGGGGGCAGAGAGCAGUAUGGAGGAAAAGCUGGGUUUAGGACUGGGACUGGGGAUAGGACCUCCCCCUAACUCGGAACGCUGGCUGCCUCCCUCUCCCCUCUACAGCGCCCCUUUCCUCAAUGGGACCCCUCAGCCUAGUCCCCAGCCAUCACUAGGGGCCCAGCAGGGACCAUUGGAGGCCCCUCCUCGCGGCUUAUGGCUGGAGGACGAGCUCCGCGGCGUGGGGGAGGCAGCUCUGCAGCUGGGGGAUCGGGUGGAGCAGAGUCUUCGGGAGUUUGGGGAGGGAUUCAGACGUGAUAUGAGAACAUUAGUAGCCUCUCAAGAGGCACUGGCAACUAGCCUACAGCAAAACAAUGUUCUCCUGCAAAGGUUGCUGGGAGUCCUAGAGGUACAGCAGCAGCAACAACCACCACAGCAGCAGCCACAUCAUUCCCAAAAACAACAGCCACAACAGUCAAUAAUGCAGCAACCACAACAGUUACAGCAGCAGCAACCACAGCCUCAACAACCAAUUCGGCAGCAGCCGCAGCAGCAACAACAGAUACAGCAACCCCAACUGGUGCAGCAACAACAACAGAUACAACCACAACAGCAACAACUGUUACUACAGCAACCCCAACUGGUGCAGCAACAACAACAGAUACAACUGCUACCACAGCAACCACAGCAGCACCCCCAGAGUCCAAGUAAUCAACCAACUUUAGCAGUUGCCACUGUACCACCACCCCCAGAUAUUCUUGAUGGUACCACCCAUCCAGAUCCACCCGCAGUCAUUAAUGGAACCGUCCAACGGCCAAGGCGGGGGAGAAUUGUUGACCAUAGACGAAGAAGAAGGCGUUAGAUAAAGAUGAAAAUAAGCUUUAAUGUACUUUAUUUAUUUUCUCUAAUACAAGCUGAUUUGAAAUAAUUGUGUCCCUUUAAUUUCAACCAAAGUCGAAAAAGUUGUUUCUUUAGCACAUUUGUUAUGUAGAGUGUUGGAAGUAUUCAGACCCCUUGACUUUUUCCACAUUUUGUUACGUUACAGCCUUAUUCUAAAAUGUAUUCGAUUACUGUUGUUCCUCAUCAAUCUACACACAAUACCCCAUAAUGACAAAGCAAAAACAGGUUUUUAGAAAUGUUUGCAUUUUUUUUUUUAAAUGAACUGAAAUAACUUAUUUACAUAAAUAUUCAGACCCUUUGCUAUGAGACUGAAAUUGAUAUCAGGUGCAUCCUUUUUCCAUUGAUCAUCCUUGAGAUGUUUCUACAACUUGAUUUGAGGCCACUGUGGUAAAUUAAGGUCCCACAGUUGACAGUGCAUGUCAGAGCAAAAACCAAGCCAUGAGGUCAAAGGAAUUGUCUGUAGAGCUCCGAGACAGAUCUGGGGAAGGGUACCAAAAUAUUUAUGCAGCAUUGAAGGUCCCUAAGAACACAGUGGCCUCUAUCAUUCUUAAGUGGAAGAAGUUUGGAACCACCAAAAUCUUCCUAGAGCUGGCCUCCCGGCUAAACUGAGCAAUAGGAGAAGGGCCUUGGUCAUGGAGGUGACCAAGAACCCGAUGGUCACUCUGAUAGAGUUCCUCUGUGGAGAUGGGAGAACCUUCCAGAAGGACAACCAUCUCUGCAGCCCUCUACCAAUCAGGCGUUUAUGGUAGAGUGACCAGAUGGAAGCCAUUCCUCAGUAAAAGGCACAUAACGGCCUGCUUGGAGUUUGCCAAAAGGCACCUGAAAGGACUCUGACCACGAGAAACAAGAUUCUCUGGUCUGAUGAAACCAAGAUUGAGCUCUUUGGUAUGAAUGCCGAGCGUCACGUCUGGAGGAAACCUGGCACCAUCCCUACGGUGAAGCAUGGUGGUGGCUGCAUCAUGCUGUUGGGAUGUUUUUCAGUGGCAGGGAGACUAGUCAGGAUCGAGGGAAAGAUGAACAGAUCAAAGUACAGAGAAAUCCUUGAUGAAAACCUGCUCCAGAGUGCUCUGGACCUCCGAUUGGGGUGAAGGUUUACCUUUCAAAGGGACAAUAACUCUAAGCACUCAGCCAAAACAAUGCAGGAGUGGCUUCGGGACAAGUCUCUGAAUGUCCUUGAGUGGCCCAGCCAGAGCCCAGAAUUGAACCUGAUCGAACAUCUCUGGAGAGACCUGAAAAUAGCUGUGCAGUGAUGCUCCCCAUCCAAUGGGAGAAGCUCCCCAAAUAUAAGUGUGCCAAGCUUGUAGCGUCAUACCCAAAAAUACGUGAGGCUGUAAUUGCGACCAAUGGUAUUUCAACAAAGUAAGUUGAGUGUGCUCUGUACUGAGUAAAGUGUCUGAAUACUUAUGUAAGUGUGAUAUUUCUGUAUUUUAUUUUUAAUACUUUUGCAAACAUUUCUAAAAAAAUAAUAUUUUUUUGCUUUGUCAUUAUGGGGUAUUGUGUGUAGAUUGAUGGAAGAAAAAAACGAUUUCAUACAUUUUAGAAUACGGCUGUAACGAAACAAAAAUGUGCAAAAAGUCAAGGGGUCUGAAUACUUUCCGAAUGCACUGUAUAUAUUAUUCAAACUAAACACAGUAGGCUAAUUGAAGGUUCAGCCCUCAUCCACAUAUAUUAGCAUAAUGUAUUGGUUGGAAGUUGCUUCAAUAGAACCAAGACAUUUCUGUUUUGCCCAAAUCUUGUAGAUAGACAAUCAGCAUUUCAUUUACAGAAAGCACUUUGGAGUCUGCAGCAAUCUAUCAUUAGAGCAUAUUAGUAAAUUACCAUUGCAAUGUAAUAUACCAAUGCUCGUCCAGUUGUAUGAUACAUAUUAAACAUGCAUUGUGUGACAGGCUGGACAUACACAUGCAAAUCUUAGAAAAAAGUAUUAUACAAUGUGUAUUUAACAUGAUGACGUGAUGAUAAAUCAUUAUAUUUGGACUAUACUGUUUAAGAUAUGGAAAUGUUUCCCUACAUAGCUCUGAAAUGAAAAUCUGCAUCAGUAUGUAUUUUGCUUCAGAUUUUCAUUAUUUGUUUCUCGUGAUGUUAUCAAUUUAUUAAGCAUUAUCUACAAGUAUGAUGUUAUCUUGCAUGCAGUUUCUGAUUAUGUAGACAAUAAAAUGCAAGGGAUCUGUAAACAAAUUAAGCAUUUGUGUACCAUUUUGCACAAUUUAUACACCUAAAUAUAGUUGAAGGGUCUGACUCUGUUCUGAGACAUGUAUUGACUAAAGAUUAAUAAAGGCAACCCUGAACUAUA
Molecule: messenger RNA, 6129 nt
Organism: Oncorhynchus keta (chum salmon)
Lineage: Eukaryota; Metazoa; Chordata; Actinopteri; Salmoniformes; Salmonidae
Exons: 4
Coding region: 2188-3801 (537 amino acids)
Cellular component (GO): nucleus
Source: RefSeq, a predicted model, not a curated record